This is a messenger RNA of Clonostachys rhizophaga, 1935 nucleotides long. NCBI's taxonomy places the organism in Eukaryota, Fungi, Ascomycota, Sordariomycetes, Hypocreales, Bionectriaceae. The record is from the annotation of a GenBank genome assembly.
AUGGCCUAUCAGUACCAAAGGAGUUUAAGCGUCGUUGACGAUGAAAUCAGACUGCUUCAGAUUCAAGAUUCCAGGGAUCCGGGUUCAGAAAUCAAGUGUGAGUUAUUAACCACAUCUCUCGGAUCAGCCGGAAGCUAUACUGCCCUAUCUUAUUGUUGGGGUGACCCGGGGGGCAAGGAAAAUAUCAUUGUUUCAGAACGCCCUAUGAAAGUCACGAGAAAUCUCAUCAGCGCGUUGCAAGAUAUGCGUGACCGCGGAUAUCUCCGCAUCUGGGCUGAUGCAGUCUGCAUCGACCAGAGCAACCUAGAAGAACGCAGCCAACAGAUUCUAAGAAUGGCAGGAAUAUACCGCUCGGCUUCGAGAGUGGUGGCGUUUUUGCACGGCGCGACACUUCCCGAAGCAAAACUGGCGUCAGCGCUCUUCCUACGGAUAAAAAAUGAGGAGGAAGUGACGAGACUGGCGAACAAGGCGAGAGAAGACAAUGAAAGACAAAGACAGAGGAAAUUGGACCAGAUUCGGUCCCAAGAGUCAGGAUGGUCAUAUUUGUUCGGAAACCAUGAGUCUAAGUCGCGUAGGCUGCGACGCCCGAAACGUCUACGUGUUCAGAUCGACGGUCGUGAGCACUAUGUUUUGUCCAAACUGUUAAAUAACCCUUAUUGGUGCCGCUCCUGGAUAAUACAGGAAGUCUCGACAAAUACUGAACUGAAAAUAAUCUGGGGUCACCAGGUUUUCGAGCUUAGGAGCUUGAUCAGGGUUGCUCGUCUAGCAUCCGAGUCCAAAGGCAUUAGGAUUUUUGGGCAGCUGGCUCAUAUCCAGGACAUUGACAGAAUUCGCACUGCCCAAUUGACGAUGCGACCACGCUCCAUUUUAGAUGUUCUGCCAUUGAUACGCAACACAAAAGCGUCAGAGCCUCGCGACAGAAUAUACGCCAUUCUCGGCGUGACAUCGAACGGCAAUAUCCUUGUUCCGUUUCCCAACUAUUCACAGCCAGAUUCUGCUGUAAAUAGAGACAUGACGGUGCGGAUGAUCCAAAGAACCAAGUCGCUUGAUCUUGUGAUUUUCAAGCAUGGUGAAGUGGGACCAUGGUGGCACGAUUGGUUUAGCCCCGAGUCGUUCUCUGAUCGGCGAAUGCAAUGCUGUAUCAAAUCUUCGAUGAAGAGUGAAGGCUCUAUUGAUGAUCAAUCGGAUUAUAAUGCUUCCAAAAGGAGCGUUGCACACUUUCAAAUGAGAAACAACUCGCUCUUCGUCAAAGGCUUCUUCGUGGAUGAUAUCAUACAGUGUUCCCCCACCCUAUCCGAAGCCCUACAGAGAGGAGUGAAGACGUAUUCUUGGAAAUACGUAAAAGAGCAAAAUAAUCGAAUUGAUAUUCCAGAAAGCCAAAUGGAAAAGCAAUCGCGGAUUCUGGCUUGGCUCAUGUACGGUAUCAAAUUACACCGUAACUUUGCGAACUCUUAUGAAGUACACAAGACAAUUCUGGAAGAAUUGCUAUACACCCUCCGAAAAGGCCGAAAACUGGCUAAUAUUUCAAAUUUUGCCAAGGAGCUGAUCCAGUGGCUUUAUUGUUGUUGCGAAGACUCUUUUGAAAUUAAAGGCUACCCUCUUCCAUCCUGGCUUACUGGGAAAGAAGGGUUAAAAGCCCCAAAAUCUGGUGUGCGGAUCAAGACAUUAAUGAGAAUCCACUCUAAUCUAGGCUUGCAGAUGCGCUUAGGAAGGACAGAUCAUGGCCGUCUGGGGUGGUUUAAUAGGAAUGCUCUCCCUGGAGACAAAAUUGCGGUUCUAUUAGGCUGUCGCUUCCCGGCUGUGCUUCGAAAGUGCGGUGAGAAUCGCUACUGUGUGGUUGGUGAGGCUGUCGUUCAAGGACUAAUGUUCGGCGAGGCCAUGCGAAAAGCGCAGCCAACUUGGAUUGAGCUGGUUGAUCUGGAUCACAAGCAGUAG